ACUUCGCAUUGCGAACUUUGAGUCCCUCAGACCCAAGACCCUUUGACGAUAAUUAGGUGGCUCUGCCUGGCGCAAAGUCGCAGAUUCCGAUUGUUCUCAGCCAGACAAUAAUACCACACGAGAACUGAUCCUGACGCAAAGUUCCUCGACUCGUUUUCUGCAUUCGUUUCUUACGACAAACGCCAGACUUUUUCCCGAUCGCAAGACCAGGGUUCCUCCCGGCGUCAACACCCAGACCAGACCGCACCUUCCUCGUUUUGCGCCGGAAGCCUGAACGGGUUCAAUUGCCUCAAGGCUCCUUCCAUCUAAAGGACCUGAGCUGGCAUUCCACACCGGCUCGCCCGUAACAACACCAACGUUUCCACCUCAACUGGAGUGAAAACGCAUUUCCCGACGACCCCGCCAAACUACCGCACAACCCAAACACCAACAUGUCCGAGCAAGUCGAUCUGACCACAAUCCCCAUCUCACCAGAUGGGGAUAGGGGCGAGAACGAGAGCAGUACCGCGGCCGCCGAUAUCGAUAGCAAGCUAGUGACUGUGUUCCACGACAAAGAUAACUUCAAUGUCAAGCACCCUCUUCAAAACAAGUGGACCCUGUGGUUUACAAAGCCAUCAAGCGGCAAGGGCGAUAACUGGAACGACCUGCUAAAGGAAGUUAUCACCUUCAACUCAGUUGAGGAGUUCUGGGGUAUCUACAAUAACAUCGCACCCGUAUCCGAGCUGGCACUCAAGUCCGACUACCACCUGUUCAAGGAGGGUGUGCGACCAGAAUGGGAGGACCAGCAAAACAAGCACGGUGGCAAAUGGUCGUACUCUUUCAAGGAGAAGCGCAACAUCGACAUCAACGACAUCUGGCUGCACACAAUGCUUGCUGCCAUUGGCGAGACACUUGAGGAAGAUAACGAUGGUGAGGUCAUGGGUGUCGUGGUUAACGUACGAAAGGCCUUCUUCCGUGUCGGUGUCUGGACUCGCACCAUCGGUAAGAGUAUUCCUAACCGUGGCGACGGCGAUGUCGCCGGAGGCAAGGGCCGCCCGGCCGAGAAGGGCAAGCAGAUCUUGGAGAACAUCGGCAAACGCUUCAAGGAGAUCUUGAAGCUGCCGGCCACCGAGUAUGUCGAAUUCUCAGGCCAUACCGACGCAGCGCAUAGCGGCAGCACUCGUGCAAAGGCCAAGUUCACUGUCUAAGCAGGCAGUCUGCAGAUUGAGCAACGGUACACGCCGGGCAACGCAACAUGGAGGCAUAUUUUCUGCACCAUCAACAAAUGGAGGAGCGCAUUACCCAGUGGACAGACAUCUGCGAAAUGAUGACCAAAAAGAUUAGACUGGGUCUCCAUGAGGGAGUUCUUAACACGACGCUAUCAUGUCUUGCCGACUGUCUUCGAUCAGUCAAGGAUUCGUGCAUCCUUAUACCAAGAUGCGGUAUGUAGAUUCAGCAAUGGAUUACAUAAUUCUGCAAAGCUUUACUUAUAUGAUCAUCCAUGCGUGAUAGCGGAUCCUUCUAUAUAUAUAUAUAGUCACUGAAGAUGUUGCCCUGGCUGCUACAU
Molecule: messenger RNA, 1546 nt
Organism: Pseudomassariella vexata
Lineage: Eukaryota; Fungi; Ascomycota; Sordariomycetes; Amphisphaeriales; Pseudomassariaceae
Product: translation initiation factor eIF 4e-like domain-containing protein
Exons: 3
Coding region: 432-1187 (251 amino acids)
Biological process (GO): translational initiation
Cellular component (GO): cytoplasm; eukaryotic translation initiation factor 4F complex
Molecular function (GO): translation initiation factor activity; RNA 7-methylguanosine cap binding
Source: RefSeq, a predicted model, not a curated record